Molecule: messenger RNA, 1425 nt
Organism: Pocillopora verrucosa
Lineage: Eukaryota; Metazoa; Cnidaria; Anthozoa; Scleractinia; Pocilloporidae
Product: post-GPI attachment to proteins factor 4
Biological process (GO): GPI anchor biosynthetic process
Cellular component (GO): Golgi membrane
Molecular function (GO): glycosyltransferase activity
Source: RefSeq, a predicted model, not a curated record
UGACGUUCUUUAACGCACCUUUAAAUCAUUGCACCGGUAAUAAUUUCGAGUACGCUGUACAUGCUAAUGAAGUGAUUCGGAAGUGGCUGGUUAUUCUUCGAUUGCUAUAACUUGUUCUUCGACAAUACCAUGCCAUGCGCUUGUUUUAGGGGUUUGGGAAACGCUUUUUGGAUACAGUGGAGAUGAAAUGUUCCUUCAACGAAACUUGAUGACUGCUACCGCGGUUGUGUAUAUAAUAACGUUUCUCUUCGCACUGCCUUUGAUGUGCCACAAGCUUGGUUUCUCGUCGUAUUUCAGGAGUCCAACGGAAGCGUAUGAAUUUCUAGAAGCACAAAAUGAAGAGCGAAUUAUGAACGCGAGAAACUUCUUUCGAAAUUUUGAUGGUAAAGUCGAUUACACUCACGAUAGUCAAAUUGAAUUUUCGACUGUUUUGUUAACAGCUUAUCGCGGUUCAAACACACAUUAUCCGCUACAAGUCGCCGCUCGUUUGCUUCCUCAGGUAAUUAAUGAUGAAGGAAAAACUGUUUUCACCGUGUUAAAUUUUGAUCCACAACUGAAUGAAGAUGUAGCCUAUCUUUCACAUUUUGUGAACGUGAUCAAUGGUUCGGCCUACGGAAACGCCGCCUCGAGAUCAAGGGAGAAAGAAGAUUACAUUAUGGGUUUAGAAACAGCUUUGAAACACAAUUCAACGUACAUUUUAAUGCUUGAGGACGAUGCACUGCCAUCUAAUAAUCUGCUUAACAACCUACGCUUCGUUUUGAAUCAUCGGAUGCCUGGAAGACUUUUGAAAAGUCGCCGCGAUUGGGCUUUUCUGAAACUCUACUACCCUGAGAAAUGGCAGGGUUUCGGCUGGCCGCAGGUACCAGAACUUCUACUGGUCGGUUUAUUUGGAGGAUGUUUAGCUGUUUGGAUACAAUUAAAAAUAGAAAGGCGAAGGAGACAUUCUAUCUCUUUAACAUUCAUUUUAUGGGCAGUCUAUGCUAUGUUACUUAGUUAUACUGUUGGCAGAGCUCACUGGAUAGAAUUAAGAAAGCUAUCGCCAUUCUUGUUUUCUGUUGUCCAAGCGGCCCGAUGUUGUACACCAGGCGUGCUAUAUAAUAGAUCUCACGCACGUGACCUUGCCAAUUUUCUAAAUUCGGUUCAAUGCAGUGAAAAAUAUCCAUUGGAUUUUGCGAUCGAUGACUUCGCAGACAAAUCGAAUUUGGAGAGGUAUUUAGUAGUUCCAAACAUGGUCUCGCAUAUCGGCGUUCAUUCCAGUCUAAGUAACCGGUUGAAAGAUUCUGCAGAAUUUUUCUUGAUGUUUAAGCCAUGAUUAAAUAUUUCGAAAGCGUUUUUGGCUGAACAGGCACAAAUCCUACCAGCAAAUGUAUGAGAUGAAAGUUGUAAAAGUACAGUCAAAUUCUCAAUAACAAAUAUCUCACCUUC